UUGACCCUAAUUGUGCAAUGUGCAAUAAUAAUAAUUAUUAAUUAUAGUCAUUCUUAUUAAUCUCGACGUUUUUACUUUCUCUAGAUUUUUGUUGGCAUUAAAGAAAAAUACAUUUAUGUAUUUGUAUUUUAAUUUAACUCGUCCGUUACCGACUAUCGAAUCGAUAAUUUAAUUAGAGCCUUAGAAGCGAUGUGAUACAUUAAAAAAAAAAAUUCAACUGUUUGAUGAACUAAACGGAAACAUUAAAAAAAAGGAAUCGAUUAAAUUAAAGAUGUUUACGUUUUGGAGAACACAGACGCUGUGCAAUUCUGGUCUUACCGUAGUCAAUCGGCAUUAUACUACGGGAAAAAAUGGAACCGUUCUUCUCGGUGGCGGAACAGGCUUUGUUGGAAAACAGUUAAAGAAAAUGCUCAUACAAAAUGACUACAAGGUCAAAGUGAUUUCCAGAAAAGGACAGGAUAUGACUUGGGACGAUUUGAAAAAAGACGGUUUACCGGACAACACGGUCGCCGUCGUCAACCUCGCCGGUGAACCAAUUAUGAACGCUUGGAAAAGAUGGAACGACAAAUUCAAAAAAUCCUUGUGGGACAGUAGAGUGGAAACCAACAGAUUGAUUGCUCGAGCCAUCGAAGACGCUCAGGUGAAGCCAAAAGCGUUUGUAGCGUUUUCGGGAGUCGGAAUAUACCCGCCCAGCAACGAGGCCGUCUACGAUGAAGAUUACAAGGUAAAAGACGACGACGAUAGUUUCUUCCAAAAAAUGGUGAUCGCCUUGGAAAACGCCACAAAGACUAGUACCGAAAUUCGUACGGUUUUAAUAAGAUCGGGAAUCGUUCUCGGAGCAAAGGGCGGUGUAGUACAAGCCUUGUAUCAAAUGUUUUGCUUCUAUUUCGGCAACGUCAUCAGCGGUGGCGACCAAUAUUUCCCUUGGAUUCACAUAAACGACGUGUGUCGGCUGACCAUUUUCGCUAUCGAACACAAACAAGUCGACGGCGUCCUAAACGGAGUCGCUCCGCAGACGAUCACCAAUCGGGAAUUCUCCGAGAGCUUGGCCAAAGCGGUGCACCGGCCGCUUUGGUUUAAAACUCCGGCCGCUAUGUACAAAUUGAUGUACGGAGAAGAACGAGCGGCGAUGCUUUAUACCGGCCAAAUCGUCAAACCUAAGAAAGUAUUAGCGUCGGGGUUCAAAUACGAGUACGACACCAUCGACAAAGCUUUGAACCAGACCGUGCAAGAAAUUCAACAUCCGGAUAGGAUAUAAUAAUAUUGAGAUGGAAAAGUCGAUUACUAGGAUUUAGUAUUAAUCACAUUGUGUACUCUUAUACAUCGUUUUAGUAAUAUUAUCAUGUUAAACGUAGUUAGUAUAAUAAUACGGUCGGCAGUUUUUCCUGCGUCAUCACAAUAUAUUUUAUGUGUUUGUAUAAAGUCAUAUAUUUUUAUUACAAUAAAUAACAUUUUUAUUUACA
Messenger RNA from Adelges cooleyi (spruce gall adelgid), 1463 nucleotides. RefSeq names its product epimerase family protein SDR39U1-like. The transcript has 6 exons. Bases 272 to 1258 code for a protein of 328 amino acids. NCBI's taxonomy places the organism in Eukaryota, Metazoa, Arthropoda, Insecta, Hemiptera, Adelgidae. The record is from RefSeq and is a predicted model, not a curated record.